Dichomitus squalens LYAD-421 SS1 is the source of this 1948-nucleotide messenger RNA. RefSeq lists its product as uncharacterized. Gene Ontology annotation, molecular function: DNA binding. The record is from RefSeq and is a predicted model, not a curated record. Gene Ontology annotation, biological process: regulation of DNA-templated transcription. The transcript is spliced from 3 exons. Bases 20 to 1948 code for a protein of 642 amino acids. Lineage: Eukaryota; Fungi; Basidiomycota; Agaricomycetes; Polyporales; Polyporaceae.
GGAACUCAGUACAGAGGACAUGUCUACUACUGCGAGCUCAGCGCAAGCAGCGACGUAUCGACCAGGCCGUCAAACCCCAGUGCCGCCGCCACAACAUCGGCCCGUCGUAACUGAUGAUUACGAGCGCUGGUACACGGAGGCGACUCCCAAUAAUCGAAUGCUGCUCUCGUUACGUUCUGGCAUCGACUCCGAAGUCGCUUGGGCUCUUGAUCGUCUUUGCCGUCUCUGCCUUAACGAGCAGUUCAUGCUCAUAGCCAUUCCAGGAUUGACGGACGCGCUAUUUGAAUGGCCGGAAUGGUACGUCAAGGAGGGGCACAAGCAAUAUACCGAAGCGGACAACUUUUUUGCGACUCCGAAGGCGAAGGAACGAAAACGGAGGCAUGCUAUUGAGUCCCUUUUCAUCCUCCGCAAUGCAGGAAUGCACGAGGCCAAUGCUCGUGAGCUUUCCAGUUACCCUAAAAUUCCUGAUCUUGUCCUCCGCGCUCUACAUGACCUCGAAUUGAACUCGGAUGCCAACUCCGAGUUCAUCCUCUAUAUCCUGGAAAUACUGCAAUCCAUCGCCUCCACCGUUACCCUUCCCAUACCAUCCGCCCCAUACUGCAACAGCCCAGUUGGACCGCUACAGCAGAUAGCCGGCUUUUCUUCCAACCGAAGCCUCAUCAUCUCCUCCUUGAUCACGCUCACCACGAUGUACUCGAAUCCCGUCAAUACCUAUCAACUCUCAGCCGAAGCCCCCGCACUCGAAACAUCCAUGAACGUGCUCCCGUUGAUACUUGACAAGGAGCUCAUCGACGCCGCCUUGAACUACUUGUACGCUCAUCUCUCCUAUCCUCCUAUGACCAAGGCCUUCCUCCGGCACCCCAGAAUGCCAGGAACACUGAGGUUACUCGUUUCCCUCAUCCUCGCCGACCAAUUGGAAGAGACUGUAUCCUUCGAAAUCGGCUUGCCGGUAUACACCGCUCCCUCACAAUCAGUCACCGUCCACGACCAUGAACUUACGAAGGAGGAGCUUGAUACUCUGUUACCAGUACCUGAACCUCAGCGGUGUUAUGAAUGGAUGAAGACCAUGUUUGUGGCAAAGGCAGACGGCGAGCUGACGCAGGUCGACUUCUGGAACUUGUACAAGGACGCCUUUGCGCCUUACUCGGACCGUUAUCCACCGCUCGUUGCAUCUGACGUGAUCAAGAACGUGAAUGCGGUUUUCCCACAAGCUCAGGCUAUGGUGCUACCUGGUCCCCCUCAGCGUUUCGUGGUACGCGGCGUCGAUCGUCGAAAAGACUUCUCCACGAGCACUCAGUUCAAGUGCCUAUGGGACCGCUCGCAGUGCCCCUCGGAGCCCUUCGUCUCUACGAACGAGCUCUAUGAGCACAUCCUGGAGCAGCAUAUCCAACCUUUCGAAGGCGCGCAUCUUCCGUGCCUCUGGUCUUCGUGUCCCCAGACAGAAAUUACGAAAGCACAGAUGCGCGGCCACGUCCUUACUCAUCUUCCGGACGAGCAGCCGCAGCCAAAAGACCCGAAUCAACCUGACACCAUCACGCUCCCUUCCGUCAACUAUCCACACCCCAUUCCCAAUCCUACAUCACGACCUCCUCCGCCGGCGCGCUCAACGCGAGUCACAUACAUGCGGCCCCAUGUCGAUCCUCCGCCAAGCUCGCUCACUGCGUUGCUAUGCUUGCGAGUGCUUUUCCGUGCGGCAUAUGCUUCGUCAGAUGUUGCUCCUCGCGUGGACGAGAACCAUUUUGGCUUCCCGGGUAUCGUGGACGACCUGAGCGAUGAGGAUGAAGAGCAAUACGGCGACACGGAAGAGGAGAAAGAGGGGAAGCGAAGAGGCAAGAAGGCGUUCAUGGCGAUCCGAUAUCUCUUGGAGGACGUACGGUUGAGGCAUGAUACGUUCCAAGCGUGGGUGACGGAGAUGAUAGAUGCGGGAUUGUCUGGUGUUGCAGAUUGA